GCGAAUUCUUGUCGCCCAGUAAGUCGCCAUGGAAGAUAUAACUCGUCAGGAACAUCAAGUAUACAGUAUAACAACGAAACCUCAGCGUAUGGGAACGUAGAUUACACACCAUCUGAUGAAAUGUACACUGAGCACCAGCCUGAGCGGGCAGACAGACCGACAACCAGCCGAGGUCACCGCAGCUCCAGACAAAACAUCCCUGCGCGGCCUGCGUCAAGGCGCAGUCGCGAGGAGCCCCCUGAUGAAGAGUAUUCAGGAAGACCAAUCUCUAGAGUCGGAUUUUCACCUGAAUCGUCGUACAGAUAUUCUCAUGAUGAGUACUCAAGGCAGAUCUCCUUGGAUUCAGAAAAGCAGAUCCCCAAUUCCCCUUGUGAGUCGCCAGAAGUCCUAUACAGAGACGAAGAAUACUUCAACAACCAGAAGGCGUUGUACGGCCAGAGUCCCCAGAACUCCCCGGUGGACCGUCUCAUUGUAAGUCCCAGCAAUCCACAGGACAACCUGAAAAGGAACUCUACAAAGUUGCAGCAGAAGGGUCCGCAGAUUAUCAGUCGUCAGAGUCCACAGCGCCAUACUCAAAGUCCGCAGAUUUAUGGCCAGAGUCCGCGUCACGAGUCCCAAACGCACCCAAGAUCCAGACCAUCCUCGCGGGAGUAUCUCAAUGUGAGUCCGCUACAGAGGGAUGAGGCUCAGUUGAACCAGUCCGAUAUUCACCAACAUGCUGCCAAGGGGCAGCACUCUAAUGCUGAGAGUGGAUAUUUGAACGAGGGCGAUUCAUACUUACAACGAUUCACAGAAAGCCCACAGUAUAGAAACAGUCCAUUUAGAGACAGCCCAAACCAGUACAGGGAAAGUCCAUAUAGGACACGAGAGAGUCCAAACUACGGAAGCAGUCCAAGUUACAGGGGAGGUAACCAUGGAAACCAUGGAUUAUCAGGGUCGCCAGAGGGUCAUACUCGGCCGCCCCCUGCCCCAAGACCAAAAUCAGCGCGUCCAAAAACUGGGCGCAAGAAGAGUGCGCGGGUUAGACAGCACCAGCAGCAGCAUAGGUAUGAGGAACAGGAAACCUCCCCUCCUCAGCAGUGUGAUACAGCCUCCAUUCUGAAUGCAGGCGAUCCCUAUGGAAGACCUUCCUCAUCCCUGUCCCCAUAUAAACCCCUCCCAGCCAUAGGGGCCAUAAAUCCUGGGGACCACGACCCUGCACAACUGGGGGGCCAUGACCUCCAAGAACAGGGUCAUUGCAGGGACUCUCAUGAUACGAGGGUUUUGAAUCGCUCCCCGCAAAAUAAGCACCAGCAUCACUCAUCGUUUGAACCCAGAAAUUACAACGCCACUGAUAACGUCAUGGUAAAAACUCAGAGUCUAAGUUUAAUGGACAGAGAAGGUUAUUACCCUGCAAACGAAAACUCUGACAUUUUUUCUGCGGAGGAUAUUCAUGGUGCUGGUGAUAAAGCAUCCGGGCCUCUCACAAAUAAAGAUUUGCCCGGAAUGGACGUGCUAUCGAAUUUCCCUCAGCAUUUAUCGGAUGAGAUUUACAAGUCGAGCGUAGCUAACUAUGAACGGAACAUAAGUGGCGAUAGUGUAAGCGAUGGAAAUGGACUCAAGGAUGAUAGAGAAUCUCAUGCUAGUACACAAGUCCUAUCGACAGAGGAAAAUUAUGAACAUUUGUCUAGUUCAGCAUUGAAGUCCCUAGAUUUUCUUCACGAUAUUCCUUCUGAACCUACCGAGCAUGAAUUCAGACUUCUUUUAGCGAUCAAAUUGCAUGAUGGGAAACGAGUUCAGAGAUUUUUCCGCCCAAGUGAAUCUCUUGUGGACGUCAUGCAUUUUGCAGAGAAUAGUGCACUCGUGAGAUACGGGAAUUUUAAUCUUUUGUGUAAUGCUCCCAGGAUGAUGUUUACAGACUUGAAUGUUUCAAUAGCGAACACUUGCAUUAAGGAUCGUACGGUUCUUUAUCUUGAACAGAAAGAUGAGUGACAUAAAUCUCCCCUAAGUUGACCCAA
Molecule: messenger RNA, 1997 nt
Organism: Dreissena polymorpha
Lineage: Eukaryota; Metazoa; Mollusca; Bivalvia; Myida; Dreissenidae
Exons: 4
Coding region: 121-1971 (616 amino acids)
Molecular function (GO): protein binding
Source: RefSeq, a predicted model, not a curated record